CUGAUCCCAGUUUCCGUUCUUGAAUCCUAGUAGGCUCGCUGGCAGCUCUCGCCCGACUGACGAUCGCGGAUUAGACGACGCUCGUGACUGCGACUGCCUGAGCUGCUGGACCGCGUGCUCUGCGUUUCUUAAACGUGUGCAGGAUUAAAACGUGUUCCUUGUGCUGAUUAGCACCAGUUUUACGAAGAGCGAUAGAGGGUCGCGAUGCCUCUAGCUCUGUCGGAUGGAGUCGUCAGCAGCAUGGCCGUCGGCGCGCUGUUCAAGGACUAUAACGGUCGGAUCAACUCGAUGGAUUUCCAUCGGACGGAGGACCUGCUCGUGACGGCAAGCGAUGACGAGUCCAUCCGGGUCUAUGACACGUCAAACGCCUCCCUGGUGAAGACGAUUCACAGCCGCAAGUACGGAGUGGAUCAGGUUGUCUUCACCCACCACCCCUCCGCUGUGCUCUACUCCUCCAAGAACGGCUGGGAUGAGUCACUGCGCUAUCUCUCUCUCUACGACAACCGCUAUCUACGCUACUUCAAAGGCCACAGAGACAAGGUCGUCUCUCUCUGCAUGUCGCCUAAGAACGACUCCUUCCUCUCAGGCGCUCUCGACCACACCGUUCGCCUCUGGGACCUCAGAACAUGCGAGUGCCAGGGCUUAAUGCGCGUGCGGGGGCGCCCAGCAGUGGCGUUCGACCAGCAGGGGCUGGUCUUUGCAGUGGCCAUGGGCGGAGGGGCGGUGAAGCUGUUUGAUGCUCGCUCCUAUGAGAAGGGCCCCUUUGACACCAUGCUGGUGGGCGGUGACGAGGACGAGGUGACAUCCAUCAAGUUCAGCAACGAUGGCAACCAGAUCCUCGUCUGCACGCUCAACGGCCGCAUCUACCUGCUGGACGCCUUCGAAGGGCAGAAGCUACACACUCUCACAGUUGUACCUGAUAUUGAUGGUGCCCCAUUGGAAGCGUCUUUCAGCCCCGAUGCCAAAUACGUCAUUUCAGGCUCUGGUGACGGCACUGUGAAGGCCUGGAGUGCUGCCACUGGCGCACAGGUGGCAAGCUGGGGGAACCAUGCAGGGGUGCCAUCAGUGGUGAAGUGGGCCCCACGCCGCCUCAUGUUUGCCACUGCCUCUGUGCUGCUAGCUCUCUGGAUACCAGACUUGUCCAAAAUCCCUAGGCCUGGUUGAUGUGAUGUUGACGAAGGUUCUUUCAAAUGUAAAUUCUUGCUUUUCGAAGCAUGAUCAUAAGGUAACUGUUGCCCGAGC
Closterium sp. NIES-67 is the source of this 1242-nucleotide messenger RNA. NCBI's taxonomy places the organism in Eukaryota, Viridiplantae, Streptophyta, Zygnematophyceae, Desmidiales, Closteriaceae. The record is from the annotation of a GenBank genome assembly.